Molecule: messenger RNA, 1311 nt
Organism: Microthlaspi erraticum
Lineage: Eukaryota; Viridiplantae; Streptophyta; Magnoliopsida; Brassicales; Brassicaceae
Source: the annotation of a GenBank genome assembly
AUGCAAGAGCAGAAAUACCAACUUCACCACAUUCCAUUGAUGCAAUCAAGAACAUGUGGAGAGUCCAAGAGAGGAGAAGAUGAUUGGGCACUUGUAACCUUUGUUGGAGAACAAAAUCAAGACCCAAGAAAGUGUAAGAAGGCAAUGGAGAAGGUGAACAUCGAGCCAUGUGUGAAGAUGGACACCCAAACCCUUGAUCUUCUCAAGAUAAGAGAUGAUGUCACAUGGUACAUAAGGAAGCUAGGCUUGAGCAAGCUCUUCAAGCUAGAAUGUAGUGAGUACUCACAACUCACCAAGGAGUUCCUCUCUACAGUAGCUCUUGCCUUUCCCAACCACAAUGGAGACCAACCAGCUGGUGAAGGACUCCUACUCUUCAAGAUAGGCGAUGCCAAUGGGCGCAUAUCCAUCUCAGCUCUAUGCCAACUCUUUGGACUUCCCAAUGAGACAGCACAUGACUUCAAGGAGAACUCAAAGAGGAAACAAGCUGCCUUUGCUGAUUGGACACACUUUGCCAAUGAACCAUUCUUGCCUUCAAGGUCAAAGGUGUCUAGAAUCACUCAUCCAGCCAUUCGCUAUGUGCACCGCCUCAUCUCCACCACUUUCCAAUGCAAACAAGAAGCCAACAAGACAUUCAUCAAUGUGAGGAAGCUAGCUAAAGACUUGGAAGGCAACAAGAAGCUUUGUGUUCGUUUUGGGAGGCUUAUCACGGCCAUAGUACAGCAUGUGGGGAUUGACAUUCCCAACUAUGAGCCACUACCCAAGCCAACCCCUUUGGAUCUCCAUGCUCUUCAGCACAUCCACUUCCUAAACCGUUGGACUAAAGACCCAACUCGGUUUUGCUAUGAGUUUCCAAUUGGUCCAGCCAACACUUCCCUUGUCUUGCUGCCACAUGAGGACAUCCCAAGCCUACGCUCAGGAGUUGUCACUUUCCAGCCCAAUGAGGAAGAGUUCUAUGUUCCAUCAAGUGAGAAACCAUCAUUCCCCAUGCUCACCUAUCGCACACUUCAGCAUGCAGUCAAGACUCAACGCCGCGUCCAAGAACGCCAUGUUCUCACUACUGGCAUGGCCGCCCAUCAAGCUCUAGACCGUGUUAACAAGCUGGAGAAGAUAGUGGAAUGCCAAUCUCGCUUCAUCUCACGCCUAGUCCGCGUAGUUCGCCACAUUGCACCGGAGAGACUCUUUCGCCCUUCUUCCACCGCUAGAGAGCCAUAUGAGCCUGACCUUGGUGAGUUCUCACUAGACUCAGAGCUUGGUUCAGAAGGCGAUGACCCCAUAGAUGAGGAAGAGAGUUCUUCUCACUGCCACACAUAG